This is a messenger RNA of Oxyura jamaicensis (ruddy duck), 2155 nucleotides long. RefSeq names its product SHQ1, H/ACA ribonucleoprotein assembly factor (gene SHQ1). Gene Ontology annotation, biological process: box H/ACA snoRNP assembly. Gene Ontology annotation, cellular component: cytoplasm; nucleoplasm. Lineage: Eukaryota; Metazoa; Chordata; Aves; Anseriformes; Anatidae. The record is from RefSeq and is a predicted model, not a curated record. The transcript is spliced from 12 exons. The coding region runs from base 52 to 1881 and encodes 609 amino acids.
UGAUCAGAAUAGGCCAUAUAGUCAGUGGUUGCUUUGCCUGCGGCAUUCAUCAUGAUAACUCCAGCUUUUGAGCUGAGUCAGGAUCCGGAUUUUCUUACAAUAAUCAUUGAAGUACCUUACGCGAGAGCUUCAGAGUUUGACUUGUAUUUUGAAGGGGAAGAUUUUAAAUUUUAUUCUAAGCCUUACUUUCUCAGGUUGACGCUUCCUGGAAGAAUUGUGGAAGAUGGUAGAGAAAAAGCAUCUUACGAUGCAGACAAACGGACGUUGACAAUUCGAUUACCAAAGGAGAGUCCUGGGCAGUAUUUCGAAGGGCUGGAUAUGGUGACAUCCCUUUUAGCACCAAAAAAAUCAAGAUCAGCAAAACGUUUAGUGGAGGAGAUAGGUGCUUCUGCUGCGUUGUCGGAGGAGGAGGAGGGGGAAGAAUUUGAAUGGGAAAUAGAGCAGACCCCUUAUAGAGAAACUGCACAAAGCUUUCCACCGCUACAGUACUGCUACGGAUUUGGGAAUUUGCGUUCUGGGGUGUUCCAGCGGCUGCAGGAUGAACUCAGUGAUGUUGUAGACAUUAAGGAUCCAGACAAAACUCCAGUAUGUGAACGUAGGAAGAAACGCCUGGCAGCAGAAGCUGCCAAGUUCGAUUCUGAUCAUUACCUAGCUGACCUUUUUGAAGAUGAAGCUAUUCAGCAUGUUUUGAAAUACAAACCAUGGUGGGUCGAGGCUCAUGAAAAAAUGAUAGCCUUGCAGGGAGAAAGUCAUCAGAAACACGACAGCAAUACAUUUGUUGUCUUCAGUGAAGAAGAGAGAGAGCAGCUGAGAAGGUUCACAAAUAAAUCCUAUCUUCUGGAUAAAAGAAGCCGUCAUCACGUGUAUCUGAGCUUAAUUGAUAUCCUUCUGGCGUAUUGCUAUGACAUCUGUGUCAACGAAGGAGAGCAAAAUGUUGAAUCAUCGUGGAAUGUCAGGAAACUGAGUGCAACAUUGUGCUGGCUGGAGUGUUUCUAUGACAUUCAUGAUGUUCUGGUAUGUUUUGGAAGAAGAGUGCUCUGCUAUCCACUGCACAGACAUUUCGACUUGGUGACACGUGCCUUGAAUGAUACAGUCAUGAUACUACAGCUAGGAAGAGCUGCGGUUUUGAAGUGUCUGCUGGACGUUCACAAGAUUUUUAGGGAGAGCGACCCUGCCUACCUCCUUAAUGAUCUCUUCAUUACCGACUACUGCGUCUGGAUUCAAAAAACCAAGUCAAAAAAGUUGGCUGCACUUUCUGAAUCCUUGCAGAAAACCGCAGUGGCUAAGUCCCACCUCGGAUUUGAGCUGGAAGAGCUGGAAGCAGCAGCGCGGAUGGUACAAGAAGAGGAGAGCCAGUUAAAAGCUGCUGCUGCAGUUUCCAAGCAACAGCUGCCUUCCUCUGAGUUGGAGACAAGUGACUCUGAAGAAUCGAGCAGCACUUCAUCUGAGACAGAAGGCUCUGAUUCAGAUGAGCAAGAGUCCUCAGCCGGUGAAGAUGGGAAAAUAAAUUCUUCACAAGGCGUGCUUCAAGAGGAGGGGACAGCUCCACUUAUUGACUGUAAUGGAUUAAGGCAAGUCGCAAACACUCCGAUGGUUGAGGUUAGUGAUGAAAAAUCAAAGGCUUCUUUGCAACCUAUGUCUGUUCCUGGAAAACUGAUAGAAGAAUUAGGAAAGCAAAUGCACACUGCAAUUAAUCUUUCAGAACAGCCCGAAGAACUGGCUGCUGCAAGUUGCAUUGCUUUACGGGAACAAGAAGAAAACCACGUGUCUGAACCUGACAAGUAUUCAGAGGUUUCUACUGGGAAGGGAAGUUUCUUGGAGGUGCCUUCAAAGACAAAUCCUUUGCUUUUUCUUUGCAGUACAAAUGAAGAUGAAGACUAAGGGACCAUGUUAGAGCAGUGUGACCCAAUAGCAACACAGCCCGUUGCUGUAAUGAGGUGUUCCCAAGGCUAUCCUGAGCUGCAGAGACAAGUUGAUAUUUUUCUUCUUUGUGUUGACAGUCUGGAGGACAAGACUGCUUUGAUAAGAAUUGAUGUGAGCGUAUGAUAGCCUCACAUUGUUUUAUUUUUGUUCUUUGGUUUUACAGAGUCAGGUUUGAUCUCUACAUGAGGGAACGUGUAAUUUCAGUGAACUUACUAAAAAAAGUUUUUGUUAA